GGACCUACUUCCGGACACGACCUGGCGCCAGCCUCUCCUCCCAGCUUGCAUUGCAGUUUCCGCCCGCUAGCCCCUCUCUGUCUUACUUCCUUGCUUCCGAUUAGCCUGAAACUAUUCUCCCUACAUGCACUGGGCUCCUGAGAGGUUACUAUUGGUUGUGGGGCUCGGCUUUUCUUGGAGGCGGUGAGAAACCAGAAUCAGGAUGCCUGAGAAUCAAGGAGCAAGCCUUAAAAGCCAUGAGAGCCUUCCUGGCACCCCUAAUGGAAAUUCCGUGUUAUGUUUUGGGCAGUACCAGUACACAGCAGAUGAAUACCAGGCCAUCCAGAAUGCUCUAAGACAAAGACUGGGCCCUGAAUACAUCAGUAGCCGACAAGCUGGGGGUGGCCAGAAGGUGUGUUACAUCGAAGGUCAUAGGGUCAUCAGUCUGGCCAAUGAAAUGUUUGGCUACAAUGGCUGGGCUCAUUCUAUCACACAGCAAAAUGUGGAUUUUGUUGACCUCAAUAAUGGCAAAUUCUACGUGGGGGUCUGUGCAUUUGUGAGGGUCCAGCUAAAGGAUGGUUCAUAUCAUGAAGAUGUGGGGUAUGGUGUUAGUGAAGGCCUAAAGUCAAAGGCUUUGUCUUUGGAGAAGGCAAGAAAGGAGGCAGUGACAGAUGGCCUGAAGCGAGCACUCAGAUGCUUUGGGAAUGCUCUAGGGAAUUGUAUCUUGGAUAAGGAUUAUUUGAAAUCUUUAAAUAAGCUUCCACGACAGCUCUCAUCUGAACUGGACUUAGCAAAUAUCAAAAGACAGGACUUUGAACCCUCUGUGGAGCAGACAAGAUAUAGCUGCCUAAAGACCAUGGUUCCUGCACCCCCCCAGGCGAAGGAGGUGAUGUCCCCUUGUGGUCCAGGUGGCUCAGAGGCUCCUGUCAUCGUGACAGAGGGCGAGCCAGGGAAUGGCUCAUGCAGAACCAUCUUGUCCUUGGAGGGGGAUGCCACAUACCAGCGGAAGCUUCGGCAAAAGCAGUUGCAGCAGGAGUUCCGGGAGCAGAUGGAGAAGCAACAACAGCAACAGCAACAGCAGCAGCAGCAGCAGCAGCAAACAACAGCUCUUCCUUCAGGGUCAUUUCAGAGUCAUAGUAGAUCAGAAAAGCCAGCAGCGGAGCCCCAGAGGACAAAGAGUGGAGGAGCACAAGGAGGACUUGGAAUACUUCCCUUGAAGCACAGUACUCCUGUGGUUGCUAUCCCAGGGCUACUCACUGAGGAUGAAUUCCUUGAAGAUGACCCCGAGAUGUGGGAUCUCCCCUUGGAAGCGGCAGACACCGAUGCUGUCAAACCUGAGCAGGGCUCAGGUCCCAGUUCCCCACAUCCCCCUGCCAUGCCCAACUUAAAGAAUCACAUGCCAGGUUGGGGCAAGAAGCCUCCGGAGCCGCGCCACCCGAGGCCCACUUUCUCAGGAAAUUGUAGCCCUUAUAGGAAAAGCCAGAGCCUGAAAAAAAGAAGAUUGGAUUCCCAUUGAUUGGGACUUGGAACCCUUAAAACAUUGGGCCAUUUAAGAAACUAGGAAAAUACCCAAAGGAGGCCACGCAGAAAAGCACUUUAAACCUCCUUCAUGGUCCUGAGACUGGAAUUAGAACCAGUUCAACUCCCUACAAUUUUCUUUCAGGGACACAAGUCUUGCUCUCUUGGAUUUAAUCAGACUUUAGUCAAAGCAUUUUCCGAAAAUGGUGGUUUUGAGGUACCAUCUUGUGAGUUUUGAUACUUCCUUUUAAUCAACCAGGUUUCAGUGCCUGUCUUCUAACUAACUAUACUACCGACAAAACUUAGGAAGUCGACAUUUUUAGAACCUAUUUGCUGUGGAAGGAGUGCCACUCAAUCAGAACCCUGUAAAUCUUGUAAAUGGAAUCAGCUUGGUUAACAGUGGUCCUUAGGUAUGAAGGUAUGAACCCCUCCUUUUGCAGUUUGCCUUUCUUAAGAGCUACAACACUGUUAAUAAAAUACAGAUUUUUUUUAAUGAAUUGCUAGUUGGCAGCUUCCAUUAGUAAGCACAUUUUCUCAGCUAAGAGUGGGAAACCAAGCCAGUUUGACAAACUUACCUUGAGAGCAAAGAGCUUUGCUGCAAAUUUCUGCUCCCCUUGGGCCAUUUUUUUUCCUUCACUUGAGAUAAUCACCUUUUAUAGCACCCACAGCCUGCAUUUAUUUUCCUUUUAACACUUUGAAGCAAAAUCAGUACGAGAUUGUUAGACUGACAACUUUCCAGUAUCUAAGGCUCUAGUAGAAAUCUUUGGGUUUGUUGAGACCCAAAGUGAGCACAGCUGCUUCCUAAAGAGCAUGGGAUAUGUCACAGGGUGGUUCAGCAACAACUACUAAAACCACCUAUCUUUGGAGUUACUGUAAUAAUCUACUUUUAAAACCCAACACUCAGUAAGAAUCCCUACUUCUUGACUUCUGUCUCCCUCUCUUCCACUUCAAAUCACUCUUAACAAUUACAUCUGAAAUGAGAACCACCGUAAAGCAUUUAUUAAGGGAUUGCUGUCUGUGAGGCACUCAUUAUAAAUAAGCACCUACCUCAAAGGUUCAUUUUAAGGAUCAAGUCAGGCAAUAUGCUUUUGAAAAACUCAAUGUGCUAUGUAAAUGCUGAUGAGGAUUAUGGUUUUUCCUAUACAAAUCAACUUUCAUGUAUACUUUGCAUUCUUCCUACAUUCCCUUCCUACCCUCCUGGUCCCCAGCUCUCAGGACUUUUAACAUCCCCAGUGCCUACCUAGCACAUAAUCUGCGUUAUGGGAAGACAGCUUGACCCUCCAAGAACUUUGGAAAACAUUUAUCAUGCAAUAUUACAUCUACCUAACUUUUAAUAUUUUUAUCCCUCUACAAUAUUGAUUGUAGCUAUGCGCAAUUAAUAAGAGCAAGACUUUUUCUAUACACAGCUACUUAUAAGGGCAUUGCUUUGAUCUAUUACCCUGGAGAAAGAAACUAUCCAGUUUGGGCUGUAAUCCUCCCAAUCAAGCAUCUUGGAAUACCUGUCCUGUUACUCUUGAUGUUCUUCUCCGUGGAUAAGCUUUCUUUUGUCACUCUUGUGCCUGAAAGGAAAAAAAGGAAAUCCUGUCUCUCUAAUGUAGUCUUAACUAAGGGCUUGAUUUGCUGUAUGGAGAAAUUUAUAUUAGCCUGGGGUCUUAGAAAUCAGGCCACCAGAACUCUGGCAAACUGGAAAAAAGGCUGCAAAUGAACCUCACAGCUCAACAAAAGCAAGUUUGGUUUAUUUGAAUGGUUUCAUUAAAUAAGUCUACAAAGGUAACAAACUGCAGCGCAAAGCGCAAUCUUACAAGAAGCGCGACGGCCAGUUAGUGCAAAAUGUACAAUUAACGGCUGCUCAGAAACCCCCAAGGUUUGAAUUCAUUUUAUUUUUUUUACAGUGUACAUUGUUAAAUAAUGUAAAGAAAACAUUUGUAAUUAAGAAACAGUUUUUUUAAAUGUGGAAAAAGAUACUCAAAGUGUACUAUUAACACAAAAUAAUUUAAACAGUUCAGUAGCAUUAGUUUAUUCCUCUAGGUUUCAGUUAUUUCAUCCACAGGUGGGAAAUCAAUAGUAAAUAAAAACCAGUUCUUGGUAAAUGUUUAA
Messenger RNA from Antechinus flavipes (yellow-footed antechinus), 3594 nucleotides. It is a transcript of the gene RAD52, whose product is annotated as RAD52 homolog, DNA repair protein. The record is from RefSeq and is a predicted model, not a curated record. Gene Ontology annotation, cellular component: nucleus. The transcript is spliced from 12 exons. Lineage: Eukaryota; Metazoa; Chordata; Mammalia; Dasyuromorphia; Dasyuridae. Bases 203 to 1495 code for a protein of 430 amino acids. Gene Ontology annotation, biological process: double-strand break repair via homologous recombination; mitotic recombination; double-strand break repair via single-strand annealing.